Messenger RNA from Arabis nemorensis, 2181 nucleotides. The record is from the annotation of a GenBank genome assembly. Lineage: Eukaryota; Viridiplantae; Streptophyta; Magnoliopsida; Brassicales; Brassicaceae.
AUGGCGUCUGCUUCUUCAUCGCUGACUAUGUCACAUGCUUUCCUUGCUCGGCCUUCGUCGAAGCGUCGCUCUCCUCUGCCUACGGAUCGCCACGUGUCCCUGUCUUCUCCUUCCUUUCCCCGUCUCAGAGCCUCCCCUAUUACGCUCCGCCGCCGGGUAUCUGUGCGUGCCUCCGCCGCGACUGAUGUGGCUCUGGUGGAAAAAUCGGUGAAUACGAUCAGGUUUCUGGCGAUCGAUGCGGUCGAGAAAGCCAAAUCGGGUCACCCGGGACUGCCUAUGGGAUGUGCCCCAAUGGGUCAUAUAUUGUUCGACGAAGUGAUCAAGUACAACCCUAAGAAUCCCUACUGGUUUAAUCGCGAUCGUUUCAUUUUGUCUGCCGGCCAUGGUUGCAUGCUCCAGUACGCAUUGCUUCACCUCGCAGGCUACGACAGCGUCAGGGAAGAAGAUUUGAAGAACUUCCGUCAGUGGGGAAGUAGGACUCCUGGACACCCCGAGAAUUUCGAGACUCCUGGUGUUGAAGUCACCACUGGUCCGCUUGGGCAAGGAAUUGCAAAUGCUGUGGGUUUGGCACUUGCGGAGAAGCAUUUGGCUGCUAGAUUCAACAAACCAGACAAUGAAAUUGUCGACCAUUACACGUAUGCUAUUCUCGGUGAUGGAUGUCAAAUGGAAGGAAUUGCGAAUGAAGCUUGUUCUCUUGCGGGGCACUGGGGACUGGGGAAGCUCAUAGCCUUUUAUGAUGACAACCACAUCUCGAUUGACGGUGAUACAGAGAUAGCCUUUACCGAGAAUGUGGAAACACGUUUUGAGGGUCUCGGGUGGCAUGUCAUAUGGGUGAAGAAUGGAAACGCUGGUUAUGAUGAAAUCCGUGCUGCCAUUAGGGAAGCUAAGGCUGUUAAAGACAAACCCACUUUGAUCAAGAUAACUACAACCAUUGGUUAUGGAUCACCAAACAAGGCAAAUUCUUACAGUGUGCACGGGAGUGCAUUAGGUGAAAAGGAAGUUGAUGCUACCAGAAAGAAUCUUGGAUGGCCAUAUGGGCCUUUCCAUGUUCCUGAAGAUAUCAAGAGCCACUGGAGUCGUCAUAUCCCUCAAGGAGCUGCUCUUGAAUCAGAAUGGAAUGCUAAGUUUGCCGACUAUGAAAAGAAGUACCCACAAGAAGCUGCAGAACUGAAAUCUAUAGUUACUGUUGACUUACCUAAUGGCUGGGAAAAAUCAUUGCCGACUUAUACGCCCGAGAGUCCUGCAGAUGCAACAAGAAACCUCUCCCAACAGUGUCUUAAUGCCCUUGCAAAGGUUCUUCCUGGGUUCCUCGGUGGGAGUGCUGACCUUGCUUCAUCUAACAUGACAUUGCUCAAAAUGUUUGGGGACUUCCAAAAGAACGCACCUGAAGAGCGAAACCUUAGGUUUGGUGUCAGGGAACACAGCAUGGGAGCUAUCUGCAAUGGCAUAACCUGUCACAGCCCGGGGCUUAUUCCUUACUGUGCUACGUUCUUUGUCUUCACAGACUACAUGAGAGCUGCCAUCAGGCUCUCUGCGCUAUCUCAGGCCGGGGUUAUCUACGUAAUGACCCAUGAUUCAAUCGGUCUUGGGGAAGAUGGACCGACCCACCAGCCUAUUGAACACGUGGCUAGCUUCCGGGCCAUGCCUAAUAUCUUGAUGCUGAGGCCAGCCGAUGGAACUGAAACCGCAGGGGCAUACAAAGUUGCUGUAGAGAACAGAAAGAGGCCUUCGAUCCUGGCUCUGUCGAGACAAAAACUUCCCCAUUUACCUGGAACUUUGAUUGAGGGAGUGGAGAAGGGAGGAUAUGUAAUAUCGGACAACUCCAGAGGUAAUAAACCAGACGUAAUCCUGAUGGGGACAGGGUCGGAGCUAGAGAUAGCUGCGAAGGCUGGAGAGAAGCUGAGAGAAGAAGGAAGAGCAGUGAGAGUAGUGUCUCUGGUGAGUUGGGAGCUGUUUGAUGAACAAAGCCAAGAGUACAGAGAAAGCGUGUUACCAUCAGAGGUUUCAGCAAGAGUAAGCAUUGAAGCAGGAUCGACGUUUGGGUGGGAGAAGAUGGUUGGGUCGAAAGGAAAAGCAAUCGGUGUAGACAGUUUUGGAGCAAGUGCACCAGCCGAUGUGCUCUACAAGAAAUUUGGGCUCACCGUUGAUGCAGUUGUUGCAGCCGCGAAGGACCUUUGCUAA